Molecule: messenger RNA, 1548 nt
Organism: Lentinula edodes (shiitake mushroom)
Lineage: Eukaryota; Fungi; Basidiomycota; Agaricomycetes; Agaricales; Omphalotaceae
Product: glucose-6-phosphate 1-dehydrogenase
Exons: 7
Coding region: 1-1548 (515 amino acids)
Biological process (GO): pentose-phosphate shunt, oxidative branch; glucose metabolic process
Cellular component (GO): cytosol
Molecular function (GO): NADP binding; glucose-6-phosphate dehydrogenase activity
Source: RefSeq, a predicted model, not a curated record
AUGGCUCGCCCACGCUCACUGUCUGGUACCAUUCCUUCCAUGGAGACUUCCCAUGAGGAACUGAAAGAAAACACUAUCAUUAUCGUCCUAGGGGCAUCUGGAGAUCUUGCAAAGAAAAAGACUCUUCCAGCUCUCUUUGGUCUUUUCCGUCAAAGUUUUCUCCCCAGAGAUGUGAAGAUCGUUGGCUACGCCCGUACUAAGAUGGAUCAUGCUGAGUUUCUUAAGCGUGGUACCUCGUACCUGAAGAAUCCCAACGAUGAUCCUGAAUUAUCGAAGUCGAUUGACGAUUUCAAGUCGGUACUAUCUUACGUCGCAGGAGACUACGAGGAUGGUAGCGCAUUCGAUAAUUUGAACCAGCAUUUAGAAGAGAUUGAAUCUCACUACCAAUCGAAAGAGUGCAAUCGAAUCUUCUACCUCGCCCUUCCUCCCAGCGUCUUCAUCCCUGUUGCGAAGAACCUAAAGGAACAUUGUUAUGUUACCAAGGGAGGUAUCAACCGUAUCAUCGUCGAAAAGCCUUUCGGGAAGGAUACCGAAUCUGCUCGCGAGCUGCUGGGCUCCUUGAAGAAGUACUGGACGGAAGAUGAGACCUUCCGUAUCGAUCACUACCUCGGGAAAGAAAUGGUUAAAAACCUCCUAGUCCUCCGAUUUGCAAAUGUGGCCAUGAAUGCGGCCUGGGAUAAGAACUCUAUCAGCAACGUACAGAUUACUUUCAAGGAGCCGUUCGGUACAGAGGGACGAGGUGGGUACUUCGAUGAAUUUGGAAUUAUUCGCGACAUUUUGCAGAACCACUUGCUACAAGUUCUAAGUGUUCUCGCAAUGGAACGCCCUGUAUCCUUCGCAGCAGAAGAUAUCCGGGACGAGAAGGUUAAACUCCUUCGUGCUAUUCCACCUAUCGAAAGAGACGACGUCCUUCUCGGCCAAUACGUUUCCGCCAACGGCAAACCCGGCUACCUUGAUGAUGAUACGGUUCCUCGUAAUUCUGUCUGUCCUACCUUCGCUGCUGCCACACUCUGGAUUCACAACCCGAGAUGGGAAGGUGUCCCAUUUAUUCUCAAGGCUGGAAAAGCAUUAAAUGAAGCCAAAGUCGAAGUUCGUAUCCAGUUCAAGGAUGUCACGCAGGGCAUCUUCAAAGACAUUGCUCGGAACGAGCUUGUUAUCCGUAUCCAACCGUCCGAAGCAGUUUACCUGAAACUGAACGCAAAGACGCCCGGAUUAUACACUCGCGCCAUGCCUACCGAAAUGGAUUUAACAUACAAGAGGCGAUUCGUUGAUGCACAGAUACCCGAAGCUUAUGAAGCCCUCAUUCUCGACGCUUUGAAGGGUGAUCACUCCAAUUUUGUUCGUCAUGACGAGUUGGAUGUUGCUUGGAAGAUCUUCACCCCGAUUCUCCACUGGAUCGAUGGGCUUGCUGGGCCACGACCCCGCCCGGUCACCUACCCUUACGGUUCUCGCGGACCUAAAGAGCUCGAUCCGUUCGUCAGUAAAUAUGGAUUCAAACGGGCAAGUGAGGGAUACGUGUGGCCAGUGGUCAGCCUGGCGUCUUUGUAA